Strongyloides ratti is the source of this 2901-nucleotide messenger RNA. Its product is annotated as Proprotein convertase subtilisin/kexin type 4. Bases 1 to 2901 code for a protein of 966 amino acids. Gene Ontology annotation, cellular component: trans-Golgi network; Golgi membrane. The transcript has 4 exons. Gene Ontology annotation, biological process: protein processing. Gene Ontology annotation, molecular function: serine-type endopeptidase activity. Lineage: Eukaryota; Metazoa; Nematoda; Chromadorea; Rhabditida; Strongyloididae. The record is from RefSeq and is a predicted model, not a curated record.
AUGCGUCUUAUUUAUUUUUCUGCCAAAUGGCAUUUGAAUAAUUUAUUGCAUCUUAUUUUAUUCCUCAUACUAUGUUGUAAGGUGUUAGAAGGUAUUCAACAUGACUCUGAAUGUUCAGAGGAUUCAAGUGAUGAAGAGUGUAUUAAUCCAAUACAUACUGUCUUAACUCUAGUCAAAAGAGAUGAUGGUUUGGCAGAGAUUAUUGCUAAACAACAUGGAAUGUAUAUUAAGGGACGACCAUUUUUAGAAGCAAGUUAUUUCUUAGAACAUACUAAUCAGUAUCAUUAUCGAAGAAAGAGAUCUAUAAUACAUGAAUCAAUUAGUAAACAUCCUGAUGUUGUAUCAAUAACUUCUGAUCAUCAAAGAAAAAGAGUUAAAAGAGGAUAUUUAUAUGAAGAUAAUGUAAAACCAUUUAAUGGUCCAGAGUUUGAUGGAUCAUAUAAUAUUAGAAAAAAAAGAGAUAAUAAUUUGGAGAUACCUUCACUUCCAUUUAGAGAUCCACUUUAUAAAGAUCAAUGGUAUUUAAUUGGAAAAGCAGUUGGUGGUUAUGAUAUGAAUGUUCGUGAAGCAUGGUUAAUGGGAUAUGCUGGGAGAAAUGUUAGUAUUUCAAUUCUUGAUGAUGGUAUACAAUUAGAUCAUCCUGAUUUAUCUAAAAAUUAUGAUCCAUUAGCUUCAACUGAUAUUAAUAGUGGUGAUGAUGAUCCAACACCACAAAAUAAUGGUGAUAAUAAACAUGGAACAAGAUGUGCUGGUGAAGUUUCUGCUAUUGCCAAUAACAAUCAUUGUGGAGUAGGUGUUGCUUUUAAAUCAAAAAUUGGUGGUGUUCGAAUGUUAGAUGGACCAGUUAGUGAUGCAGUUGAGGCUGCAGCAUUGUCAUUAAAUCAAGAUCAUAUUGAUAUAUAUUCUGCCUCCUGGGGACCAGAAGAUGAUGGUAGAACAUUUGAUGGGCCUGGUCCAAAAGCAAGACAAGCUUUUUAUCGUGGUGUAAAAAAAGGUAGAAAUGGAAAAGGUAACAUUUUUGUAUGGGCCAGUGGUAAUGGAGGUUCUAAACAAGAUUCAUGUUCUGCUGAUGGUUAUACUACUUCUAUUUAUACAUUAUCUAUUUCUUCAGCAACUUAUCAUAAUAGUAGACCAUGGUAUCUUGAAGAAUGCCCAUCAACUAUUGCUACUACAUACUCAUCUGCUUCUAUAAAUCAACCAGCUAUUGUUACUGUAGAUGUUCCACAAGGAUGUACUAAAUCUCAUACAGGUACAUCUGCAUCAGCACCAAUUGCUGCUGGUAUUAUUGCAUUAGCUUUAGAGGCAAAUCCAUCAUUAACCUGGAGAGAUAUGCAACAUAUUGUAUUACGGACAGCCAAUCCAACACCAUUAUUAAAUAAUCCUGGUUGGAGUAUUAAUGGUGUUGGUAGAAGAAUAUCUAAUCAAUUUGGAUAUGGUUUAAUGGAUGCUGGAGCAAUUGUAAAAUUAUCAAAAGUAUGGAAAACUGUUCCUGAACAACAUUUAUGUACCUAUAAAUAUGAGAUGGCAGAACCAUCACCAAGAUCUGUUAGUGGUAGAUUUCAAAUGAAUUUUACAUUAGAUGUUAGUGGUUGUGCUGAUGGUAGACCAGUAUUAUAUUUAGAACAUGUUCAAGUUAUAUCUACAAUAAGAUAUUCUAAAAGAGGUGAUCUUAAAUUAACAUUAUUUUCUCCUAAGGGUACAAGAUCUGUCAUACUACCAAUACGUCCACAAGAUUAUAAUAGUGAUGGUAUUCAUAAAUGGCCAUUCCUUUCUGUUCAAAUGUGGGGUGAAGAUCCAAGAGGUAUAUGGACAUUAAUGAUUGAAUCAUUUACUACUGAUAAUACAAUUGGUGGUACUAUUCAUGAUUGGGAUUUACUUUUAUAUGGAACUGAAGAACCAGCUCAACCAUCUGAUCCAAAAUAUCCUCCUGCAGUACCAUCAUCACGUAAAGUAAUACCAGAAAAAGGAUUCUUUGAAUCUGCAAGUGAAACAUUACAAAAACAGGAUAAUGAACAUGAUAAUAUAACAUCAAUAAUUAAUAAUAAGGAGGAAAAAAUUUUGGCAUUUGGUGAUAUUACUUCUGUUGGAAAUUGUCAUGAACAAUGUUUAGGAGGUUGCAGUGAAAGUAAAAGUGCUGUUUCAUGUUUUGCAUGUAAAGCUUUUACACAAAGUUUAAGAAAUAAAUAUGGUUUUAAGUGUGUUGAAAAAUGUGAAGAAGGUUAUUAUAUUGAUGGUGAUAAAUGUAAGCAGUGUGGAAUACAUUGUAAAACUUGUAGUAAACCUGAAAUUUGUCAGACAUGUCAUGGUGCUCAAUUGUUAAUUGAUGUUGAUCAUUGGGGACAUUUUGAUCAUGGGCAAUGUGUAGAUAAUUGUCCAGAAGGACUUUAUGCUGAUUAUGAUACAAAUAGUUAUCAAGCAAGGUGUAUUCUAAAGAAGAAUCAAUGUGCAGAUGGAUAUUACAAUCCAUUUACAGGAAAAGGAUGUUCCGUUUGUGAUCCAGCUUGUCGUAAAUGUCAUGGUCCAGGACUUCAAAUGUGUGAUGAAUGUGCUAGUGGUUUUGGAAAUAGAACAUUAGGAUAUUGUAGGAAAUGUUGUGGUGAAAAGGAGGAUCCUCAUUUAACAAGAUGUGAAGAUUGUGCUCAUUACCCUCCAGAUGUAAAAAAAGAAACAGAACAUUAUUUUUCAUUGUCUAUUUUAUUCAAAAUAUUUUUGAUUGCAAUAAUAUUAACAGGAGGAGUUAUUUUUUGUAUUUUUAAAAUAACUGGAUCAGAAUUUAAUAAUUCAAUAAGAAAUAGAAGUUCAAAUUACACACAACUUCCUAUAAUUUCUUCCUCUAAACUUUUAAUAUCUGAAGAUGACAGUGAAUCUGAAGAGGAAUCUGAUGUCACUUUACGAGUAUAG